Molecule: messenger RNA, 5863 nt
Organism: Daktulosphaira vitifoliae (grape phylloxera)
Lineage: Eukaryota; Metazoa; Arthropoda; Insecta; Hemiptera; Phylloxeridae
Product: GRIP and coiled-coil domain-containing protein 2-like
Source: RefSeq, a predicted model, not a curated record
GUAAAGGCUUGACUUGGUUCCUAAUGUGGUUGAAAUAUUAAAAUUAAAAUUUUGAUAUUCUAAAAUAUUUAUUCAUAUUUAUGAUUAUUUUGUGUUAAUUUAAAUAUUUUAUUUAUAAUAGUUGUGUUUUAGCUUAUAUUCAGUUAUAUAUUUUAUUAAUGCGUAGUAAAUUAUUUUAUAUUAAUACCUUUACUAUUAAUUAUAAUCGAGAAAUAUUGGAUUUACAUUUAAUAAACUUCGAGAAAUCAGAUAUAUCAUCUUAUUUAGUCUUUUAUAUCUAAAGAAGUAUUGUGAAAAUAAAUGUGUUAUUUUUAUUAUGUUGCCAUAGUGACUAACUAUUAACUUUAAUAAACUUCAUUGAAAAAAUUAAACAAUAAAAACUUAGAAUUUUCAUUAAAUAUUAAUCAUGGAAGUUAACUCAACACAUGAAAUAUAUCAUAAAGAACUUGAACGUAUUUGUGAAAAGCAUAGAACUGAACUAGAUGAAAUUGAAAAAAGACAUCGUGAUGAAAUAAGACGAAUAUUUACAGAAAAUAACAUAGAAAUCUCUAAAUUGAAACAAAAUCUUAGAUCUGAAUAUCAAAAAGAAUUGAAAAAGAUAAAAGAAAUUCAUGAACAGGAAAUUGAAGAACUUAGAAAUCAAUUUGAAAGUCAUGUAAAUGGUUUUAAAGAUUGUGACCUAGAUAUGUUAACUAAACGUAUUGAAGAAGACAUUACAAAAACACAAGCUAAACACAAAAAAAUUGUUUCGUAUUUGAUUAAUGAAAUAUACAAAUUAAAAAAAACUAUAAUUAAUUCUUCAUUUAAUGAUGUAGAAAAACCAGUAUCCUUAGAUUCAAUAGACAUAAAAAAUUAUAGAGAUGUUAGCAUACAGGAUACGGAUAUUGAAACUUCUGAUUAUGUACUAUCUCAAGAUAGUAUCGAUACAAAUAUUAAAGAUCUUGAAGAUAUUAUUCAAGAAAGGGAUGAUUUACGUUCAGUUGCAAUGACUCUUCGACAGCUUACAAAAUAUCUUUGUGCAUUUCUUAUUGAUCAACAAGAAGAAUUAAAUAAUUCUAUAGUUGAGCAUAUAAAUGAUAUGAAAUGUGGUGGAAUAACUAAAAGUGGUUCAGGUGAUAAUUGUGAUAUCAAUUCGUCAAGUGAGUUUCGUAUUGCUGAAAAUGAAUCAAAAAGUCCACGAAGAGUACAUUUUGUUCCAAAUAUUGAAGAAAUUGUUUCAUUAAUUGAUGAAAACACAAUAUUAGCUGAUUUUACAAAUAUUGAGCCAACAGUUGAUACUUCUAGUCAGGUGAGAUCUGAAUUGAAUGCAUGUCUAGAAAAACUAAAAGAAGAAACUACAACUUUAUCAGAAUUUUCUAUUAAAGAACCUAAAGUACUCUGUCCCAAUUCUGAAAUUAUUUGUCAAAAAUCAUUUAUUGAAAACAAACUCCAAUAUUAUAUUACAGAGUUAAAUAAACAAAAGUUUGACUAUGAGCAAUUAUUAAUAAAAUAUUCAGAACUUGAGCACGAAAAUGACACAAUGAAAAAACAGCUUGAUAGUGAAGUGUCUUCUAUUAGCUCAAAUAAGAUAUGCAAUGAUAUUAUUGAAAAUAACAAUUUAAUAUCAUUAUAUCAAAAAGUUCAAGAAAUAAUCAAAAAUUGUGAAAACUGGUCACCAUUACAGUCUGUACUUGAACAAUAUUUUGCCGAGUGUGGCAAAAUGAUAGAUGAAUUAAAAAAUGAAAAAGAAGAACUAAUUCAACAGCUGUCUACAGCAGAUAAUAGAUUGCAAUCACUUAACACAUUUCUUAAAGAUCAAACACUCGAGCGUGAAUACGAAAGAGAACAAUAUGAUAUCGAAACAAAAAAAUUAAGAGAGCAGCUAAAAGAUAAAGAACGAGAAUCAUUAGGAUCAGAAAAUUUAAAAACUCAUACUGAAAUGCUUGUGAAUGAACAUCAUGAAGCUGAAGAAAGAUAUAUAGAUUUAAAAACUAAACAUAAAAAAAUAGAAGAACUUUUAAAGUCAGCUGAAAAAGAAAUAAAAUCAUUGAAAGAAACUAUUUUUAGUUUAGAAGAUAGAAUAGAUACAUUAGUUAAAAAUGAAAUAUCUGAUAAAAAUUAUAUUGAGUCGCUUACUAAUAUAAUACAGGAAGAACAAUCUAACCAACAAGAUAUGCUACAAGAACUUAAUCGGUUAAGAAGCUUAUUUGAAGAACAGAAUCAAACUGAUACUUCUGAAUUUAUUGAUACUGAAAUAAUUAUUAAUAAUAUAAGAAUACAACUUAAAGAUUUAGAGAAAUCAGUUUCUAAACGUAUUAAAGAACUAGACUUGUACUGGGUGACUGAUGAAUGUAAUUCGCCUGCUUCUGAAGAUAUAUCUGUUGCUGAACGAUGUGAAUUACGCAAUAAUAUAAGCUUAGAAAAAAAUAGUUCUCCAAAUCGGAUAGUUGCCUCAUUAGAUGAUGUUUUUAUGAGAAUACAAGAACGUUUAAACAGACUUUUCAAAUCUGAAGAAGCUAUUUUAAAACACGAAUCUGAUCAAAAUUUAUCAACUAAGCAGCUUAACAAACAAAUAAAAGAUUUAGAAUCUGAAGUAAAUAUUCUGAGAACUAGAUUAGCAGAAAAAAAUGAUCAAUUAACAACUGCUAAAAUGAAAAUUGAUGAUCUAAGAUUAAUUAAAAAUAGUGAUGUAGAUUCAGCCACUUCAUUAUUACACGAUACUAUAGCUAAAUUAACAGCAGAACAUAAGCAAUGUACAUUAGCAAUAGAAGAUAAAAAUAAUGAGAUCACUAAAUUAAAUGAUUUGACAAACCAUCUUAAAAAUAUGCUUUCAACUUAUGAAUCCAAACUGGUAGAAAAAGAAAACAUUGAUCCAAAUACAAUAAAAAGCUUAGAGUCAAAAGUUGUAAAACUUGUUGAAGAAAAUAUGAACUUACAGCUUGAAACUGCAAGUAAAAUAUCUCAAAUAAAGAUUUUAGAAGAUAAAAUACAUGAUUUUCAAUCUAAGGAACAGGAUGAAAAUGUUGAAAUCUUAGUAAAUCCUAAUUUUUCAAAAAGUAUGACUGAUUCACAAUCAAGUGAAAAUGAACAAAUGAGGCGUGCAAUACCUAAUGACUCUAAUACAUUAGCAUUAUUACAAUUUUCUCAUCAACAUCAAAAUGUUUCUAUUCAAGAACCAUCAAUAAUAAAUUUCAGUUUUCCAUCUCCUCAACUCAAAGAUCGCACUAAUAUUUACACAACAAUGAAUGAUGAUAUGAAAUUACUUUUAACCAAUACUAAAAUGGAACUAGAAGAAAAAAAUGCUGUAAUAAAAGUGAUGGAAAAAGAUACUGAAUUUAUGGAAAAUCGGAUUAAAACUUUGGAAAAAGACAUUAAAUUAUUAUACUCAGACAAGACCUCAUUAGAGCAACAUAUUGAAAGCCUAAAAGAAAAUGAAAAUGUGUUAACUAAUAAAUUGUAUAAUGCAUUGUCAGAAAUUGAAAAAAAACAAGAAACAUUAAAAGAACUUGAAACUUUAGGUGUAAAAUUAAGAGCUGAAAUUCAGCCAUUAGAAUAUAUGAAAAAUACUUUAGAAAAAAAACUUGAGUCUUUUAAAGAAUAUAAUAAAAUACAGUCUGAAAAAAUUGAGUGUUUAGAAAGUAUCAACAAUGAACUUUUAAAUGAAUAUAAUAUCUUAAAAGAGGACCAAAAAAUUUUGGAACAUACAAAAUCCUUAAAAGAAGAGAAUACUAAUCUAAAAAAUGAAUUGUUAAAAACUGAAAACUUUAAAAUAGAAUUAAGUGAAAAAAUAGAAAAAUUAAAUUAUGAGUAUGAACAACUAAAAAAUGAAAAUAUUAAACUAAAAGAAAAAAUUGAAGAUUUAAAGUUGAACAAUAUACAUACAAAAAAUGAACUAAAAAAAGUUGAAGAAUUGCAUGAAAAUGAAUUACAAGGUUAUCGUAAUUUACUAGCAGAGACACAUGAACAAAAACACAAGAUGAAUAUGGACUUUUUAAAACAAAUUGAAGAUUUAACAAGUCACACAGAAGAUCAUAAAUUAUUAAUGGCUCAUUUAAAAAAUAAAGAUUAUGAAAUAACAAAUACAACAUUUUCUGAUCUAGAUUCUGAUAAAACUUCUCCAGAUUUGGUAAAUAAUUCAAUGACAGUACUUGAAAAAAAUCUAGAGUACGAACGUAAAAAAAACAACGAGUUACAACAUGAAAUAGAAGAUAAAGAAAUAAAACAUGAAAUAGAAAAUAAUGAAGUAGAAAUUAAUCAUCUAAAAAAAUAUCAAGAAGAAAAAAUAGCUGAACUGUCUAAAAAAGUACUUGUUGAAAUAAAUCUUAAUGCAGAUUUAAAAAUCAAUAUUAUAAAAAUGGAAAGCUAUAUCAAAGAUUUAGAAAGUAAAAUAAAUGAUGAAAAAACAAAUAAAGAGGAAAAUCACAUUAUUGAGAAAUUGAAUCAACAAUUAAGAGAUGUUAUGAAUAAAUUUAAAAUUUUGGAACAAGAGUUAAGUGAAACUAUUGAUUUAAAUGAAAAAUUAGACAGUGAAUUAAAUAGAAUUUUAGACAUUAAGGAAGAAAUGGAUCAAAAAUUAGCAGAAGCCUACAGAAAAAUUGAUGAACUUAUAUCUAGUGAAAAUAAGAACAGUGUUUUAAUGAAACAAUUAGAAAGCCAGAAUUUAGCUAUUGGACACUUUAAACAACAAUUAGAAAGUGCAGAAGAAGUUCUAUUAGAUCAAAAGACUCGAGCUGAACAAGAUAAUCAAGUUUUUAAAUUGAAGGUUUUAGAACUUCAAAAACAACUUAAACAAUAUGAACAGAAAUACCAUGAAAUUUCAAAAGACUAUGAAACUUUAAAAUUAAGUAGAAUCCAGGAUACUGAUAUUGAACUACAAAUACAAUUAGAAAAAACAGAAAAAGAAGUAAUUGAGUUGCAAAAAAAAUAUAAUGAUUCCUUAUAUGAAAAUCGUAACAUUCAAAAUAAGCUGGAAAGUUUGGAUGCUGAAUUUCAACACUUACAAAAUAAAAUGUAUGAAAUGCAAAACAAGCUUUUCCUCACUGAAUAUGACAAAGAUAAGUUAAAAAGUGACAUUAAGGAUUUUACACUUCCAGAAGAAUUAAAACAAAGACAAUCUAGUUUAAUUAUAAAUUUGGAGGUAGAAAAUGCAAAAUUAACAAGCAAGGUAAUCGAAUACCGUGAAAAAUACAACAAACUUAAAGCAUAUAUAGAAGAAGUUAAAUCAAUGAUAACAAGUCAAAAUAUAAAAAAAGUAUUAGAAGAUAAUAUUGAUCUCUGUAAAACAAAGAAAACAUUACAAAAGCAAGUGAUAGAUUUGCAAAGCUAUGCUAAAGAAUUAAAUAAUAAAUUGAGCGAAAAAUCUGCUGUUUCUAAUCGACAUAAUUUUCACUUAGAAUCACAUUAUUAUUCUUUAGUAUGGCAAAAAAUGUAUUUAGUAAAACUAGCGGGUGGUAAAGACAAGUUAUUAAGACUCAUUAUCCCUGAAAUUGAAGAUGGCCUGCUUAAAAGUACAAUGCAAAAAAUAUGUGGUAAACGUAAAAUGUCUAAGUUUAAAAUUUUAGUUAUUUGUGUAAUUGCUGUAAGACGUAUGAAAAUGACUGCAGAGAGAUAUGCUGAAAAUCAAUUAGAUAAAACAUAUUAUAAUUUACCAAAAAAAAUGCCAUGGAUCAAAUGUUAAGACUUAAUAAGUGCCAUUUACUUAACUGUUUUUUACUCAAUGUCGUUUUUUAACUGUUUGCAUUUAUUUUUUACUUUAAUUUGAAAUGAGAAUUAUUUUGUCUAAGUUUAUAAUUUAUACUUAAUGUAUAACUUACCACAAGUAUGUGAACAUUUUAACAUUUUGCUCAGUUGUAUUAUUAAGUGCCUUAUAAUAAUUUUAUACUUU